Pelobates fuscus (common spadefoot toad) is the source of this 2287-nucleotide messenger RNA. It is a transcript of the gene GPR52, whose product is annotated as G protein-coupled receptor 52. The transcript has 2 exons. Gene Ontology annotation, molecular function: G protein-coupled photoreceptor activity. Gene Ontology annotation, cellular component: plasma membrane. The coding region runs from base 508 to 1599 and encodes 363 amino acids. The record is from RefSeq and is a predicted model, not a curated record. Lineage: Eukaryota; Metazoa; Chordata; Amphibia; Anura; Pelobatidae. Gene Ontology annotation, biological process: phototransduction; cellular response to light stimulus; G protein-coupled receptor signaling pathway.
AAGAAUGACAAGGAAAAGGGACAACGAGAAUGUGAAAAAUAGCGACAGCCUCCGCGCAAACAGCAUCUCUGUAACAGGACUUCAGUAACAAUCUGACAGAUCAGCUGGCCACAGGCAGCCUAGUUUCUUCCAUCCAUGGUGCAGGAUACGGAACCUGUCCUCUUUAGCAGCCUUGCUUUGUGCUUGCUAAGAAUGGAUACAGAGAGCCCGAGAGACACAAGUGCCAGCCUUUUUUUGUUUUGUGCCACACAUACUGGGUUAUUUUCUUCUUUGCUCCCUUUUUUUGAGAAGCAGAGGUGAAUGAAUAUCAGGAAGAGACCCUUCUGGAUUUUUGAAACGGGCAGGAGGGACAGCAAGAUUCAGUCUCACUGAUGGAACAGAUUGGUAAACGAAGUCAUGAGGCUCUGAAGUGGAGGGCAGCCCACCCAGUUUUAAGAUCAAUAUUCCCAGUUGAUUCUUUUCUGCAGUAUUUUGUAAUUAUCUGUCAGUUUACCAGCAGUUCAAACCAUGAACCAGUCACAGGCGAUUGACUGGAGGGUCUUGAAUACCAGUGGAUUGUUAUGGAAUAUAUCUGAGCAUCAUCCGUGCCCGUUGGGCGUUGGACACUACAAUUCGGUGGACAUAUGCAUACUGGAAACCACUAUUAUUGUGCUGCUAACCUUCUUGAUAAUAACAGGUAACCUGACGGUCAUCUUUGUUUUUCACUGUGCUCCUCUCUUGCACCAUUACACUACCAGUUACUUCAUUCAGACCAUGGCGUAUGCAGACUUGUUGGUGGGAGUGAGUUGCCUAGUGCCCACCCUGUCCCUUCUCCAUUACUCAACAGGCAUCCAUGAAUCCCUAACUUGUCAAGUUUUUGGCUACAUUAUUUCUGUGCUAAAGAGUGUUUCCAUGGCUUGCUUGGCUUUUAUCAGUGUGGAUCGAUAUUUGGCAAUCACCAAACCUCUAUCGUACAACCAGCUGGUGACUCCAUGCAGAUUACGGCUCUGCAUUAUUCUUAUUUGGAUCUAUUCAGGUUUGGUUUUCCUGCCCUCUUUCUUCGGCUGGGGUAAGCCUGGCUAUCAUGGUGAUAUUUUCCAGUGGUGUGCCAUUGCCUGGCAUACUAGUGCCUACUUUACUGGCUUCAUCGUGUGCCUGCUCUAUGCUCCAGCGGCACUGAUCAUUUGUUUCACGUACUUUCACAUAUUCCGCAUUUGUCGGCAGCACACCAAAGAAAUUAGUGAUCGCCGAGCACGCUUCCCCAGCCAUGAAACGGAAUCAACUGGCGAGGCAGGACCAGGCCACAGCCCUGACAAGCGGUAUGCCAUGGUUCUAUUCCGGAUAACCAGCGUUUUCUACAUGCUGUGGCUCCCAUACAUCAUCUACUUUUUGCUUGAAAGCUGGAGAGCCCUGGAGAACCCAGCACUGUCCUUCCUUACCACCUGGUUGGCCAUAAGCAAUAGUUUCUGUAACUGUGUCAUCUACAGCUUAUCCAACAGUGUUUUUCGUCUAGGUCUCAGGAGGCUGUCAGAAACUAUAUGUUCACCAUGUAUGUGUUCUAAAGAUAAGAACGAGCGUGACCCCAAACCCAGAAAACGAGCAAACUCAUGCUCUAUUUAAAUGAAGAUAUGAGUAACAAGUUAAGAUUGUACCAUACAGGCCCCAGGAUGCUGCUAUCUUUGAAACCUCUACAAAAAAAAGACUAAUUAUUAUUGCACCUCAUUUUGACUAUAGUGAUGGGAUUUAGAUUUGUAAUGAAUUGGAAAUCUAUAAACUUUGAUCAAAAAGAACAAGCUAUGGGCAAAUUCAAAUGUCUUUCCCUGUUGCAAAUGACUCCUGCUAUUGCAUGGGGCAAAAUAUUACAGAAAGGUGUUAGCUUAACAAUAUCCAAUUAUUGUGGAUUUUCUAUUGAAAUAUCAUGUAUCACACAAAAGGUCACUUUUCUUCUCCCCAUCCCCCACAACCAAUCAUUCCCUCCUUCAAUGACAAAGAAUAUAAAGUGUUGUCCUUUGCAAAGCUUGUGUUAUGAAAUAGGAUACUGUUAUGUACUAACAACCUUGGGGGAAAAACAAACACGUGAUAUAAUGUGCAGGUGACCAAAAUUCCUGUUUAUAGGAAAUGCUGUAUCAGUCUCUUGAAAAGUGUAAUUUUAUAUAGAUGUGUAUAAUUAGAUACCAGUGUACAGGGAGGCAAAAAAAAUAAAUUAUCCACCUGCAUCAAAAGCUGUGAGUGUUUAAGGAGUUUCUAGAAGCCUGUAGGGUUUCUGGUUGUUAAAAAAAUAAGAUCUGUUAAGCAGUUUUUGUUUGCC